This is a messenger RNA of Leishmania braziliensis MHOM/BR/75/M2904, 3513 nucleotides long. RefSeq lists its product as hypothetical. The coding region runs from base 1 to 3513 and encodes 1170 amino acids. The record is from RefSeq and is a predicted model, not a curated record. The transcript has a single exon. NCBI's taxonomy places the organism in Eukaryota, Euglenozoa, Kinetoplastea, Trypanosomatida, Trypanosomatidae. Gene Ontology annotation, molecular function: protein binding.
AUGGAUUCAGGUGCGCUCGGUGGUAGCCCAGUACUUCGCCAAGUUGCCUCUUUCACUAUUCGCUAUUUUUCUCUUUCCCGAGUACCGCGCAACAUGUCAAGGACCCUUGGGCUGCCCACGAUGCUUGCACCGCUGCCUCUGUCCAACCUAGCUGCCUCUACACCUCACUCCACGAAUAGCUGUGUCAUGGCACCUACAACGCUGACAAUGGUACCCAGCCUUAGCUUGGAAAAUGAUUUCAAGAGGGACACAGAGGACCCCAAUUGUCAACACAGCGGUGGCGGCGCUGUUGGGCAGGACAACCACGCGCCCGCUGUUUCAACACGCUCUCUUAUCGGCGUGUGCGGGAGUGUGCUGCCGGAAAAGAAAGGUGGCCUGCCCAAGGCCGGUCACAUCGGGGUGUGCUACCGCCAAGACCUGUACGUCUUCGGUGGUGUGAACAGCAAAGGACAGUUUAGCAACCACGUCUUUUGCCACGAGAAGCGCACACUCCUCUGGCGGGAGACUCGCGGCAUCGGCGUCGUCCCGCGUGGCCGCGCCAACCACGCCGGCGUUCUCAUUGGCAGCAAAAUAUACAUCCAUGGUGGCCACCGUCAGCUCGAGGUGUUUGACGACCUCUUUGCCUACGAGGUCGAGACAACUCGAUGGGAGAAGAUUGCUUGCGAACGGUCGCAGGGACCGGGGCCGGUGUUUUUGCACGCUAUGGUGUACAUCCCCCCCUUACAUAGUCUCCUCGUCCUUGGCGGCAUUCAUCAGCGGGAGCAAAACAGCUGGCUAGGGCACCUAUUUGAUCUUCGAAACCGCGUCUGGACUGGUGUGCCACCACCGCCCUCUGUUAGCGCACAGCAUCUGCAGCUCGUGACGGUCGCGUACCACGCCCCCUCCGCGAUGGUGGUGGUUUUGGGACUGAUGGAGAUGAACGUACUGGAGGAUAACACCGCCCCUACGCCACACGUGCACUUAUUUCAGCCAUCGACGUUUCUGUGGCGGCGGGUUGAGACGAGGACUGCACCGGAGAGCCCGCUACCAUUUUGCAUGGAGGACACGUGGGAGCCGCUGCUCCAUAUUCUCAUCCCCGGCGGCGGCGGCGUGUACGACCCGUUUCUGGAGAGCUGGAUGUUUCCUCUUCCGUCGACGGUGACAGAUGACACCAAUGACGAUGACGCGCUGGGGCAGAGGCCUUCCAAGGCAAGUGUGGUGCUGCCUCCCGUGCCGCAAAACAAGUACGGCUUUCUCGUGCUGGAUUUAAGGCGAAUGUCGUGGUCGCUGGUGUCGUGCAACGUGUCGCGCAAAUUAGUCGCGGAGCUGAAUGCAGUGAACCGAGUGACGCGGGAGAAGAUGGAGCGAAUUGUAAUGCGCAACCCUGCAGCCGCUGCUGCUCUCGCCUUGGCCGGGAGCUCUUCGCACAGCAACUCGCCUGUGCAUCAGCCUGUAAAUGGCGACAGUGUCUUGGGUCUAUCCAGAACGUCUCUGGACCACGGUGCCAGCGGGGUCGCGAUCAGGCGACAGUCGGGGUUCCGACAUCAACCGUCGCAGUGGCAGCGACACAGCUCCUCCUCUACAAGUUUGCCGUGGGCACGCGCGUCAGCAACUCGUACCAGCAUGGGCUCCGGUAAUACCGACAGCAAGACGGCCGCCCUCCUCAGUGCGUCACGGUACCGCCGUCUCUUCUUCUUCGAUGAUGCGCCAGAGUUCAUGCGCAAGUAUACGCUUGUCGCGGUGCGUGAUGAAGCGGCCAAAUCGGGAAGGCUACGUCCACUGCAGUACGUCGUCUUACACGGUGGACUGACGGAGCCGACCGACUACGCGAUGCUGAUGUUUACACCGAUGGUCACGUGGCUGGAUGUCAAUGGUGCUGUACCUGCAGGUGGCACGUGUCGGAAGUCGCGCUCAGAUUCGCUUUGCGGACAGGGUGCUGCAAAUUUGGGGUCUUGGCGCGGUUCAGCGUGCGUUCAGAGCUUUGGUGCUUCGAAUGACGACUACGAAGACGAAGAUUUUGAUGAUGACGCAUCACUUGUGUGCAGCGGCGCCUCAACUUCGGCGCGCACAAGUCAGAGAGACUAUCGCAGCACAGUGCCGUACGCACCGCCGAGGGAGGUGGAGGGCCUGAUACACUCACGAGCCGGCAGGGACAGUGACGAAGAUGAGGACGACGUCAAUGGCGAGGAGCAACUCAACAGCAGGGGUGCGAUGCGCAGGUCUUUUCUGCUCCCGACUCUGCAGUGCGGACGGACAAGCCGCAACUAUUGCAGGUUUGCCCUCCAGUUUGCACCGGGGAACAGCGUGCAGAAGGAGUCGCUGCUGCCGUACCUGAACAUCCCCGUUGCAGUCUUACAAACCCCGGGUGAUGUGCAGAAAUGGUCGCGUCACUACUACACUGACCAGCGGCGAUGGCUCUCGGGGCGGCUCAAGGAUGCCCUGCUCGAGGAUCGAAAGCUGCGGCGUCUUCGGCAGGUCAACAAGGCGCGCCAGGCGCAGAUGACGACGGUGUCUGGUGCUGGCGCCAGCGUUUCACUGGCGGGCUCGGCAGCGCACGAGGACGAGAGCAACGACGAAUCGGAAUCCUUUAUGGAGGGUCUCUACUUCAUGGAGUCCUUGACCGGCGACCCUCGCACGCAUAGCGGCGCCAACUCAUCCGGUUUGCUCGCCAACGAGGAUCAGCUAUCGCUUGACGCUGCUGCUGCCGCGGUGACACGAGCAGAGGCCCAGAAGAAGCGAGUUUGUGACUUUUUCGAGGAGCACGGACUCGACGUAUUCGACGAGGACAGAGAUCUACAGUCACCGCAGGGGCAGACCCAGAUGCGCACGACGCCGACGAAGUUGAGCGGCAACGAGGCAAAGCACGACGGGCGGCAGAAGGACCCAAGGCCUAAGGAGAGGACUGCCGUUGCGGAGGGCGCGAACGAGAAGGCGACCAAACGGUCGGAGGCGUCACCGCUGGUACCGAACUCUGGAGCCCCCGACGCUUUCGUGCCUUUAGUGAGUGAGUCGCAGAUGGCAGACCCAUGCUUUGAGCGACUGCGCACGAAGGUGCGGCAGGACGGAGGCAGAGAACGAAUGGCAGUUACGCUCUUUCACGACUUGUUCACCAAUGGGCUCGCUGGGGGAGCACCAGGUGCGGCGCUGGAUUUUAGGAACCUGGCAGCCUACGCUCUGCUGAAAGGCUUGAUGGCACGCCUCCGAGCAGAUGGAGACCUCCACGAGACGCACCGGCGUCGAGCGCAGCUCCGGUGGCGCUUUCUCCGUGCUGUUGUGCGCACCGGCGAGGCUGUCUACUUGCUUUACCUUGCGAGUCAAGCGGAUUUUAAGAUGAAGGGCACCGUGGUGACCGGCACGCCGAGUCUCCUGCUCGCCCCAGACCUAUAUUUUGUCGGUCCAUCUCAGGCCUACCGAGUUCCUUGCAAACCAGUCCCGUACAAUCUUGCGGCGUCAUCAGCACCACCCCUGGCGUCGUCAUCCAGGCUUGCGCAGGUGACAGCGAGCGGCAUGGUGGUGUACCACUCACUGAAGUGA